This is a messenger RNA of Penicillium taxi, 300 nucleotides long. RefSeq lists its product as uncharacterized. The transcript has a single exon. NCBI's taxonomy places the organism in Eukaryota, Fungi, Ascomycota, Eurotiomycetes, Eurotiales, Aspergillaceae. Bases 1 to 300 code for a protein of 99 amino acids. The record is from RefSeq and is a predicted model, not a curated record.
AUGAGGCCGGCCAUUUUCCUCGUCGCCCUAGCGCCGGUCGUUCUGGCUGAUCCCCAGCCGCGUACAUAUGAUCUUACUCCCGAUCUCGCCAUCCGCUCACCAGCCGCAUCAUUACCAGAAGUUGCCGUUGCGCGGGAACAGCUCCUUCCUGCGACUGAUCUGGAUGGUCUGAUACCAAGUAAAAGGGCAGCACGACAUGUUCUUCAGGCGCGUAGCGAAGGCACCCUUGGCCAAACUCCAUGGAUCGGCAUGGCUAUCGGGUUAACCGUCACUGCCCUGACAGCAGUGAUGUUGGGUUGA